Molecule: messenger RNA, 2186 nt
Organism: Ooceraea biroi (clonal raider ant)
Lineage: Eukaryota; Metazoa; Arthropoda; Insecta; Hymenoptera; Formicidae
Gene: flr
Product: actin-interacting protein 1 flr
Biological process (GO): locomotion; sarcomere organization; actin filament depolymerization
Cellular component (GO): cortical actin cytoskeleton
Molecular function (GO): actin filament binding
Source: RefSeq, a predicted model, not a curated record
CCAAAUAAGGUAAAGGGCGGAACAAGCAUUCGACGUGAGAGUGUGUGGGAGUUGUCGCUUGUCGAGUGUUCUCACCGUAGACGGUUGUGCGUCCGCUUGUCAUCGGGGAUUCGUUUCGUUUCGAAUUCGCUGAACAUUAAGCAAUUGCAGAGCAGCCGUUUCGUCGGAGCGAGAUGUCGUACGAGACAAAAUACAUAUUUGCCACAUUACCGAGGACUCAAAGAGGGCAACCUCUUGUAUUAGGUGGCGAUCCUAAGGGAAAGAACUUUUUAUAUACUAAUGGUAAUAGUGUCAUCAUUAGAAAUAUUGAUAAUCCAGCAAUUGCGGAUAUUUACACGGAACAUUCUUGUCCUGUAAACGUCGCCAAAUACUCUCCAAGUGGUUUCUACAUCGCUUCGGGAGAUCAAUCGGGUAAAGUACGUAUUUGGGAUACAGUUAACAAGGAGCACAUAUUGAAAAAUGAAUUCCAUCCUAUCGGCGGGCCGAUCAAGGACAUCGCCUGGUCCCAAGACAGUCAGCGCAUCGUCGUGGUCGGAGAAGGAAGAGAAAGAUUCGGGCAUGUUUUUAUGGCGGAAACCGGAACAUCGGUAGGCGAGAUCUCCGGCCAGAGCAAACCCAUCAACUCGUGCGACUUUAGACCAACGAGACCGUUCAGAUUAAUAACUGGGAGUGAAGAUAACACCAUCGCUGUAUUCGAAGGACCACCAUUCAAAUUCAAGAUGACGAAGCAGGAGCACACGCGUUUCGUUCAGACUGUACGUUACUCGCCUGACGGGAAUUUGUUUGCUUCCGGCGGAUUCGACGGUAAAGUGUUCAUAUACAACGGGACAACAUCCGAUCUCGUCGGUGAAAUAGGAUCUCCUGCGCAUCAAGGUGGCGUUUAUGGGGUUGCAUGGAAAUCCGACGGUAAGCAGUUAUUAACUGCUUCUGGAGAUAAGACUUGUAAAUUGUGGGACGUUGAGACACGUUCGUUAAUUACGGAAUUCAAUAUGGGAACAACGGUCGAUGAUCAGCAGGUGAGCUGCCUCUGGCAAGGAAACCACUUGUUAUCCGUGUCACUCAGCGGCUUCAUCAAUUAUCUCGACAUUGAUAAUCCUGAUAAGCCUAUCAGAAUAAUAAAGGGUCAUAAUAAACCGAUAACGGUACUAACAUUAAGUCCCGAUAGAGGUACGAUUUACACUGGUUCCCACGACGGUUUUAUCACCAAUUGGAAUGCAGAGACGGGAGAGAAUGAUCGCGUGCAAGGGCACGGUCAUGGUAAUCAAAUUAACGGGAUGAAGGCUGUGGGUAAUUUACUUUACACUGCUGGCAUCGACGAUACCUUGAGGUCAGUUGAUAUCGCGUCGAACGCGUACGCAGAAACUUCAGUGGUAAAACUGGAUUCGCAACCACGAGGCCUGGAUAUAUGUGACGAUAUAGUUGUGGUGGCUUCGGUUCGACAGAUUGCAGUUACGCAAAAUGAUAAAAAACUGUCUAGUAUAGCGAUCGAUUAUGAGCCAUCAUGUGUGUCAAUUAAUCAAGAAACCAGAGAUGUAGCUAUUGGAUCCACGUCCGACAAUAAAGUUUACAUCUACGAAUUGUCAGAUACAACACUAACUCAAAAGACUGAAUUAGAACACCUAGGUCCAGUUACGGAUGUCUCAUAUAGUCCCGAUAAUAAAUAUUUAGUCGCCUGUGAUGCAAACAGAAAAGUUAUAUUAUACGCCGUACCAGAAUACAAGAGGUUGGCGCACAAUAGAGAAUGGGGCUUCCAUAACGCGCGAGUAAAUUCGGUCGCGUGGUCUGCAAAUUCCGACAUGGUUGCGAGUGGCAGUCUUGACACGACUAUCAUUAUCUGGAGCGUAACGAAUCCAGCAAAACACACCAUCAUUAAGAAUGCUCAUCCUCAAAGUCAGAUAACGCGCUUAGUGUGGUUGGACGAGGAAACUCUAAUCUCGGUCGGACAAGACUGCAAUACUAAAAUAUGGCGUAUAGAAAAGAUAUAAAUUAUCUUUUGGAAGAAUUUAUCGUGUCACUUUUAAGGAAAGCAUCGGACUUUGGAAGCAUUUUAUUUAUUUCGUAGUCUACGAAUAUUGUAUAUUAUUUUUUAAUACAAUCCUUGAUAUAUGAUUAAAAAGAUUAUAUUGCAAACUUUUACACGUGUUUUCGCAUUGAUUUUAUUAAUAAAAACAAAAUUCUACAUUCCA